UUCUACACCUCACAAAAUGACACAAAUACCCUCCUUGAAGUCCCCAAGAAGCUAGAAUUGCUGAAACAAUCUUUAUCUGAGACACUAACACAAUUCUACCCUCUAGGUGGCAAGAUCAAACAUGAACUUUCCAUUGAUUGCAAUGAUGAAGGUGCUAAUUUUGUAGUAUCCAAAGUAAAGUGUCAUCUUUCUGUGUUUCUAAGCCACCCCAAUUUGACCCUUUUGCACAAGUUCCUUCCUAGUGAUGAACUUGUUUCUAAAGAAUCAAACUUUGGAACCUAUGUCACCAACAUCCAAGUGAAUAUGUUUCAAUGUGGUGGAAUUGCCAUUGGAACAUGCAUUUCACAUAGGAUUAUAGAUGGUGCUGCAUUAGCCACAUUCCUAAAGUGUUGGAGUGAAAGGGCUAGAGGCUGCAAACACUUGACACAACCAAAGUUCAUAGCAUCUUCUCUUUUUCCCACAAAUAGUUUAUGGCUUAGAGACUUAUCAAUGGGAAUGUGGGGUUCCUUGUUCAGGCAAGGAAAGUGUGUAACAAAGAGGUUCUUGUUCACAAACAAAGCUAUAUCCACCCUCAAGGCUCAAAUGUCUGCAAAAUAUUGCUAUGAUGCAGCGCAAGAUCCACCUACGCGGUUGGAGACUGUUUCUGCAAUCUUGUGGAAGUGUCUCGUGGCAGCAUCCCAAUCGCGGUUUGAAGUGCAAAGGUCUUCUUUUGUGACUCAUUUGGUGAACUUGCGGCGGAGAAUGGAUGAAGCUCUAUGUCCUGAUCACACCAUGGGCAACCUAGUUUGGUUAGUUUCAGCUAAGCAUUUCGACGAACACGGGAUGAGCAUGGAUGACUUGGCGUGUAAGCUAAGGAACACAAUAUCAAGAAUCGAUAAGGAUUUUGUCGACAAAUUGCGAAGCGAAAAAGGGAUCUCAAUCAUGAAAGAUUCGCUUAGGGAAAUAUGUGAGUUAAGAUCAAGGAAUGAAAUGGAACAUUUUGGGUUUAGUAGUUGGUGCAAUCUUGGAUUCUAUGAAGCUGAUUUUGGGUGGGGAAAACCAACAUGGGUGAGUAGUGUUGCAUCAAAUGGUCCUAUGUUCAUGAAUCUCAUCAUUUUGGUUGAUACAAAGUUAAGAGAUGGCAUUGAAGCUUGGGUUACAUUGGAUGAAAAUGACAUGAAUCAUUUGAUUUCAAACACUGAAAUCCUCAAUUAUGCAACUUUGGAUCCAAGUCCUUUAGACCAAAGUUAUUAAGUCAUUUCCAUGAAAAGAACAUAUAUUUUUCAACUUCAUAGGAAGUUAAUAGUUGAAAACCGUUAAAUGAAUUGAGAGAUUCGACUAAAUUAUCAUCUAACGG
Molecule: messenger RNA, 1336 nt
Organism: Arachis ipaensis
Lineage: Eukaryota; Viridiplantae; Streptophyta; Magnoliopsida; Fabales; Fabaceae
Product: limonoid 7-O-acetyltransferse-like
Source: RefSeq, a predicted model, not a curated record